AUGAUCGAUUCGCACAACUUGGCGCACGGUCUAAACUACGUCCAAGAAAGCCUGGGCAAGCAGCUCCCCGUCGGCACCUCCCGUGCCAUCAUCGCCAUCACCGACGGCUUCGACCAGUCCAACACCCAGAUGGCCUACGAUGCCGCUGCCCAGCUGAAGAGCGAGUAUUUCACCAUCUCGAUUGUCAGUUCCACCACUUCGCUGAAGGGUCAAUCCAUCCUCCAAUCCAUCGCCUCCGAUCAAUUCCGAUACUAUCCGCUAGACGACCUCAGCUGGUUGAUCAACCGCGGCACGUUGGCCUCGACCAGUUACUGGAUUUGCAACGCCUAUUACCCGACUCCUGCGCCAAUCACCACCCAACCUACUCGAGUACCUCUCGAGCUGUCCACGGCUCCACCCACGACGGUGGUUACGGCGACGACCACCCCGGCUCCAACGACCCCUUACGCAAACUGCCCGGUCGACAUGGUAUUCCUCGUCGACGAGUCCCAGUCCAUGCUCGACCUGUGGUUCGACAAGGUGUUGACCUACGUCGACAACACGGCCCGCCAAGUGCUGAAGUACCAGAGCAGCGCCCGCUUUGCCCUCGUCAGCUUCAACAAGCGAAUCGUGUACUCUUCCUACAAUAGCAGCGGAUUUUUGGAUCUCACUGGGUUGGAGGCGGCGCUGAAGGGUAUUGCCAGGACCACGGAUGUCGUUGAUUAUACCGUGGGGUUGAACGAGGUCAUCAACAUCCUCGCUACUUAUGGACGGCAGCAGAACGACUCGACAGUGUUGCCGUUUGUGAUCUUCCUUACGGAUGGUGACCAACUUGCCAACAGCAUGAACAGCGUCCUCCCCAUCACCACCAAGUUGCGCAACCAAUACAAGGCCGAAAUCCUUGGCUUCGGCUUGAACCCGAACCCAUACCGCGAGAGCUUGAUUAAGCAAGCCAUCGGCGUUGGCAGCCCCGACGGCUACACCCCUGCUCGCUAUAUCCGCGCCAACACCACCGAUUACCUGCUCGCCACUUCACCUCAGGAUACUGGCCGCCUGUCCGUUGUCUACUUCUCCGCACCGGAAGUCACCGGCACUCUGGUCAGCCAGAGCACCAAUCCGGUCGAGGUGAUCAACAAGCUGACCCCUGCCAGCAUUCCGAAUGGCGGAGCUAGCGACUUGGCUGGCGCCCUCAACGUUGCCAACAACAUCAUCUCGAAGAACUACUUCGGAAACAACCAGGUCGUCAUUUUAAUCGCGAGAGGAUUGUACAUCGAUGGUAACUCGACAAACUGCUGCAAUGAUCCGCAACCCAUCGCCAACGAGUUGAUGAAGAAGGCCGCCGUCCAGGCGGUUAUGCUGGGUCUUGUCACAAACAACACCAUUUUGCAAGCCAUCUCCAACCAGCCGGUGCUCAACGCUAAUGCUCUCAUCAAGGAUGGCGACAGUGAUAUCAACAACGGUGCGGCCAUCGCCAAGAGGCUGGACACGGUUCUGGACUCGAUCAUCGCCAAUCAGCCAUGCCAGAAUAUUGCCGAUUUUCCACCGGUCUGCUCCGAGUACAUCGACGUCCAGCUUGCCUUCCACGCCAACCAAACUCUCAUGCCCAAGGUCCGCAACUUCAUCACGCAGCUCCUGCUCCCGGCUCUAUUUGGUGGCUCCCUCUCCGACAGGCCGUUGACGAAGAGCAGCACCGUGAACUUGGCUUUGAUGACUUUGGACUCCAGCACGACUGUAACCAGCCUAGCCGACUUCACUCAACUCUACUCUCCAAGCCGUUACGCCCAGAUCGUCUCAAACGUCCUCGACAACGCAACGAUCAGCACGGUGCCGUAUGUGUCGAAGGUCUACAACCAAUCCAUCUAUAACCGACAAUGGGGCCGCCCCUUCGCCACCACCAUCGUCAUCAUCAUCUCCGACGCGUUCAGCUCUUCCGAUUACACCAAUGCCCGUGCUAUGCUUGACCGCCUUCAGCCCGCGUACGCUGAAGCUAUCCAAAUCGGAACGCUGGCCUCGCCAAUUCCAGUUUCUGAUGGCAAUCCGAUUAUUGUCCCCGAUAUUAAUGAGCUCGACCCACUCUACAUUCGCAGCUCCAAGGGAUUGGCCGUGGCGCUGGCCAAAGCGGCUUGCAGAACUUUGACGACCUUGCCUCCAAGCACGCCUCCCACGACGACAACGGCAAGGACAACUCCAGCUCCUCUUCCCCGACCGAAACCGAGAGCCGUCUGGCCCGACAUCACCUUCCUCGUCGACACCAGCUACGAUGGAACCAACGCCAUGACUGAUCAGGGUUUCCAACAGCUCCGCCAAUUCAUGUAUCGCUACGUGCUCGACGAGCUGUUCAUUGGGGACACUGGCUCGAGAAUUACACUUGCUACUUUUGACGAUUCCGUCAACGUGGCUUGUCAGUUUUCUGAUAUCCACAACUACUAUGACCUGGCCGAUUGCAUCGUCAACAAGUUUGAGUACUCCAUCACCAAGCCGAAAACAAAGACCAGGGAUUUGGCGGGAGCUCUCGACUACCUUUCCAACAAUGUUUACAACCUGACGAAGGGCUGGAUUCCGGCCAAGGAGAAUAUUUUGGUCAUCUUCACCACUGGAUCGUCGACGACAAACGCAUCCCGUGCCCUAGUUCAUAUGCAGCAGCUUAUGGUCCGCACUUUCGGCAUCAACUUGGGUGCGAAUAUGGACCCGUAUGAGCUCAGCUUGUACGGCCCCGACUCGUACGGCUUCCCCAACUGGGACGACCAAACCCACGGCAUCAUGGGCCAGAACAACUUUGGCUCCCGUAUGAUCGAAUACUUCACCCGGGCCCACCGUCAGCCCCUCUCCAACUUCUACGCCGACUUCUUCUUUAUCGUUGACGAGUCGUACGCGAUGAAUGGGGUCUUCGACAGCGUUCGCACGUUUAUCCUGAACUUUGUGCACCAAUUGACACUUGGAGACAACAAGGUUCGGCUGUGGAUUGUUCCAUUCAACUCGGACGUCGUCCAGGAUCAGGUGCUGGCGCAGAGUGGGCGAUUCUCGGACUUCGAAUCCUGGUGGAACAACAAAUUUGCAUACAAGCAGCCUGCCAAUACAACUUUUGUAAACAUUGGAGCUGCCAUUGAUGCGGUCGCUGGAUACCUUAAUGUCACCUAUCAAACUGACAGAAUGGCGCACGUCACGUAUAUCGCGCAGUCACCAACCGUCACCGGAGCCGAAAAGGCCGCCCAACUCCAAGGCAAAUCCAACGUCGCCAACUAUGUCUUGCUCACCAAUCCCGCCGCCAACUAUUCGCAGCAGCUGGUCACCGAUGGCCGCCAAGUCUUCCGCAUGUCCAGCCCGAAGGAGUUGAACAACUGGGUGACGUCUGGAUUCGGGCUGAACAACAUGAGCCGCUGGUUCGACACGAUGGCUAUCUUCCAAGAAAACUACCGGGCUUCUCACGAGAUGCAACUCGCUGAAGUGCAGAUUGAUGUGGCCUUUGCGGUUGAUCAGACCGCGCUGGCGAAUUCGGCAGCUUUCGAGGCGAUCAAAUCCUACAUCGCCGGUUUCGUCAGCAAGUUCCACAUCUCUAGAACCGGUACUCGAUUCGCUCUUCAGUCCUUCAGCGCUCGACAGGUCGUCGAGGGAGGAUUCCACUUCAUGGACAACAACGACACUGACACUGUUGUGAAUAUGAUCAAGAAUCUCAAGUACAUCUCGUCGUCCGCUUCUGCCAGCUCGGAUCUCGUUACUACCCUCAGCCAAAUCAACGACUUCUUCCUGCAGCCCGAGAAGGGAUGGCGAAACGGUCCAACCUAUGUUGUCAUUUUCACUGGCGCUCAAUACUACUACAACACCACGGCUGCCAUCGCCGACGCCCUCAAAAUCGGCCGAAAGGCCAGAGUCGCCGCCGUCGGCCUUACUGGCUCCCGAAAAGACUUUGUGCAGCAAUUCCUGACCGGCAAAUCGCAGAAUCUGUACCCGGUCGUUGUGGAUCCACUUUCAUUGGUGGACGGUAGCUUGCCGGACAGGGUUAUCUCGCACGAUAUGACCAAAUGGUACGAAGACCUGGUCUACCCCGUGCUCCCUCAUAUCGAUGACGUCCAAGCGGAUUUCAUUUUCUUGAUCGAUUAUUACAACACCCUCGGCACCGCCGGAUUUGCCCAGGUCCAAAACUACCUGGUCGACCUCAUCCAGAACCAAGUCACGACCCUCGGCACCACGAGUCGAUUGGCCGUCGUUGCUUACGGCUAUACUGAGGUGAUGGCUAGCUAUUCGUGGGAUCUCAACGCCUUCCACACUCAAGCCGAUCUGCUGAACGCCGUGAAGACGAUGUCUUACUAUUCUCGAUACGUGGACAGUGAUCUCGCCCGAGCGGUUGAAUACUUCUUCCACAACGAUACCUUCGGCUACGACGCCAACCGGUUGACGUUCGUGGUGGAUAUUGCCGUGUCGCCGGCCAUCGGCCGCCAAAUCCCCUUCCCCACCACAGUCCAACUCAACCGCGAAACGUUCACAUAUGCCUACACAUAUCCCAACGCCACAGUGUACCCCUAUUUGAAUCAGUUCCUCGGCGAAGAGGCAUAUGAGCACCUCAAUGUCGGCUACCAGUUCGGCGCCGUCGACGGCAUGUUCAAACGAUAUGUCGUGGAAGCAUGGCAAGCCUGGCAAGCCAACUAUGGA
Molecule: messenger RNA, 4626 nt
Organism: Mesorhabditis spiculigera
Lineage: Eukaryota; Metazoa; Nematoda; Chromadorea; Rhabditida; Rhabditidae
Source: the annotation of a GenBank genome assembly